This is a messenger RNA of Diversispora eburnea, 2385 nucleotides long. The record is from the annotation of a GenBank genome assembly. NCBI's taxonomy places the organism in Eukaryota, Fungi, Glomeromycota, Glomeromycetes, Diversisporales, Diversisporaceae.
AUGUCAAAAUUUAAUCCUUUGUGUCGGUAUUUCACUCAUAAUCCCAACGCGAAAUUGUACAUCGAAUGUAGAUUUACUGAUGAGAUUCUUUCUACAAUUAGUCCCGACUCUAAUUCCAUACUAUCAACUGAUAAAGUAGAGCAAGUAUCAUUUCCUGUAUGGGAUACAGAGCUUGCCUGGGAAGUAGAUCAUAAAACUUUACAGAUACUUCGUUCCCAAUGGGCAAAAUUAAAAUUGCAAUGUUUCUCGGUUAGUGGUAAUGAAAAAGUCGAGAUCGUUGGUUAUUGUAUGCUUGAUCUAAGAGGAGCCGCCGAAAGACCUGGAAAAGAGAAAUGGGUCACUCUUAAGAAACGAGGUCAAGGAUUGAGUUCCGAAAUAAAAAUUGAAUUUUGUAUCUUACCAAAUUUAUCCUCACCUUCGACUCCUCAAUCAGGAAUAUUAGAAAACUCAGAUGGAAAUCUCACUUCAGAUGAAAUACAUGACAAAAAGAAAUCAUUAAUUACUUCAGAAAAUAGUGAUUUAUAUAAAAUUGGUUCUAAUGGGACUGAAAUUUUUAUAUUUGAAAUUACAAUUAAUUUUGGUGCUAAUUUACAAUUAUUAUUGCAAGAUUCAAUCUCUUUUAUGACGCAACAACAAUUUCCCGAACUUGACCUUUCUACGACAUUAAAUAAUGGAUACUUUUUUCAAUAUAAUAUAUUUGAAAGUAAUUUCGUGUCAAGUAAAUUCUAUGACCUUUUACAUCCAAGUUUAAAGCCAGAAACUGCAACAUUUCGUAUUCAAACAUCUCUGGAAGAUAUUAAAGAAUUUUUAAUUGAGGAGGAAAAACUCAUAAUUAAUCUUUAUCAUGAUAAUCAAACCAUUGGAUUUGCGGAAAUUCCUUUGAAAGGACUUUUUGAUUCAAUAACGGGUGAACCACGUUCUUUAGAUAGAGUAUGUCCGAUGUAUAAUUUAAAGAGGGAAUUACCUGUAUCAGCAGAUGUACAAACAGCAAAAAUUGGACUUUUCAUGUCAAUUCGUCGUGAGACCGCAGAUUCUUUAUCUAAAGAUAUAUCAGAAAGAGCCAAGUCAUAUCUUUUAGAGAAUGUCGGUCAAACUCUUCUUCAUGAUCUUAAUAACGAACACAAAUAUCGCGUUUUAAUAGAUUUAGAAUCAAUAAAAUUAAAUAAUGAGAUAAAAAAUAUUUAUAUAAGAUAUAGUUAUCCUGCAUUGGGUAUUACUAAUCAUAGGUUAACUCAGGAAUUGCCUAAUGUAGAAGCUGGAGUAGAUGUUAAAUUAACUAAUGGUACAAGUACUGUCGAUGUUAAUAUGACUCCUCAAAGACUUCAAAGAUAUUUUGAGAACGUUCCUUUACUUAUGGAAAUAUGGCAGAAUAAUGAAUCAAGAAAUGUACAAAUAGGUGUAUCUACAUUACGCCUAGAAGAAGUAUUCCUUUCUCAAAAUACUGUAGAUGAAGUAAAUAAUGCGGAUGUAAAAACUUUUACUACGAUGGUUCCAAUAAAAUCCGUGGGAUUAGCUACAUCACGCGAAAUGGGUCACCUAAGUGUCUCAAUAAGACUUGACGAUUUUGAGCUUGAGAAAAAAGUUAAUGAGAUCACUAAUAAAACCAGACCAACAUUAACCAAGUCACAUAGCGCAUCCGAAUUCUCUGAAAUUUUUAAUGAUAUAAUUCCACUUGCGGAUGAUUCUGAAACAAUCGAAUCUGGAAAAUCUUUAAAAUCUGUUAAGGAAAAGAAUGUUGAUGAUGCUAAUCAUUCUUCUCCACCAACAUCAAAAUUUUUUACAGAUAUUUUUCAACAAGCAGCUGAAAAAAUGAAAUUUACUCAAGAAAUACUUGCUUCAAAUCGAAAGGAUGUUAAACGUCAAGGUUUUGGUAAACUCAAAGUACAACAAUUGAUAGAAAUCGAUCGUCAAUUACAACAAUCAAUUCUUCAUUUUCAAACAAGAGAUGAAAGUUUAUUACGAGCUGAGAAAGAUUUUGAGAGACGUUGGUUAGAAUUAGAUAGACAAUAUGAGCAGAAAAUAAAAGAAACCGAAUCACGUUUGCAAGCCGAAUAUGCACAAAAAGAAAAGAAUUCAACACAAAAUAAUCAGACUGUAAUGAAUUUACAAGCGGAAGUGAAUAACCUGAAGAUUCAACUUGAUUCUACUUCACUUUCUCAACAACACUAUGAAUCUCAAUGGAUACGAGCAUUACAAGUUUUGGCGGGCUUGCACAAUGUAGAAAAUGAAAAUGAAGAUACAAUCUUUUCGAAAGGUUUGCAAGAAAUGGAUCAAUGUUGGUGGCAAGCUAGAAAGAUGGCAGAAGAAGAAAUGGAAUUAUUGAAUUAUGAAAAGUUUGAAUUAAAUAUUCUUAAAGAUGAGAUCAAUAAAUUAAAAGCUCAAUGA